AUGAAGAAGAAGAAGACUGGCGAUCGUGGCUUCUUCUUCAAGGUGAGGCAUUCCCUGACAGACACCGGGGAUGCUACUCACCCGGAACCGGACACCGGCUGCCAACUCUCUAACUCCUCCAGGGAGGUCCGCUUUCUCUUUUCAUUCGGGACCGGGCCCGAGCGUUGUGGUAGCCAGGGUCUCACUCGCGGCCUAGCCUAUCUACGAUAAGCUCAGUGGCUCCUUCUAUGGAUCCCUCACGAAUGUGAGAUCUGAGCCGCUCCCAGUUCUAUGAUAUCUUGGUGCUCUGUGCGUAGAAACAAGGUCGUAUGUGGCAGACAUAGACAGGCUGUUUAGCCAUAGUAACCACCGCGCCUGAGCUAACCUCCGAGUGUCUUGACAGUGGGACUUGGUGGUCGGGGAAGAGGGAGUGUGGCUGGUGCUACGCAGGUCUCCCAUCGCUUUAAGGUAAUUCUAGCACAAGUCACCGGUGCUACACCUACUCCGUGGGGCGCACUGUUAACGCUGUCGCUUUUGACGGUCAAACCCUCUCACAUUUAUAAGUGAGUAGUGUGGUCGCGCCUGCAGAUUCAUCACAGUUGGGCUGGUGAAACACUGUCAAGAAUCCAGACUAUGGCGGCUCGCCGCAAUCUUAUGCGUCGAGAGAGAGAGAGAGACUAUUUUGGGGGUCGCCGUGCGUCAAACACAAUCCCAGAAGAAUGUUUGAAUUUAGUUCCUGGCUUUCACUGUCCACCCAGAAAUGCCAAAAACCAGUUUUAGUAUUAGAGUCUACAAUAUUGAGGAACUGCAGAAUUUCGUUCAAACUUAUGAAUUGCAAGACUGGGCGGUGUGUCUAAUUCAACAGUAAUUCUAGCCGUUAGCAGAAAGGCGUUGCGCUUGAGGGCGUCACAAGAUAUUCAGUCGCUUUUCCUUGGGGACAAAUGCUGUCCUUUUCACACCUGUCCGCCUUCAUUCUUGCAAACGCUUACUUUUUUCCUGAGGAAAUCGCUAGCAAGAAAAAUUAUAUCGAGAAAAAGCUGCUUUCUCAAAAUGACUUCAAUCUUACUGCUUUCUGUCGAAUUUGCAAUUAAUAACACUAUUUUUGUGCAUUGUAAGGAAUACCUGUUGGAGACGUUUAUGGCGGAAUAUUUAAAUAACAAGAUAACAUUUCAUGCCCCCGCCCGUUUGCUAGGUAUGUUUUUCCUCACUGGACCAUACAUAAAUCGAAGUGCGGAAACUAACUUUGUAAAAUAAAAAUUGCUGAACAGGUGUUCGCAAGCUCACAUGGGUGUACUUUGGAUUGCAAGCGGAGGCACAUGAAACGUCAGUUGAAGCCUUCAAUUGGCAUCUCACUGUAAAACAGUGAAUUCGGUUAGUAAACACAGGGGCACACUGGUCGCUUGGUGACCAUUAGGGGCAGAUGACCGAGUAAGUAGUUAAAUUUUUCUGAGAAUAAAUUUGGGACUUAUUUAGUUCAGUUAAGGUCUUACGUCGCAUCUCCUUCUCCGUACUUUAAAGUUGAAGGAGAAUGCAUCUUAUUUGUGAACAUGCCUUGAUAUAAGGCGAAGGCACGAUCACUGGGACAGUAGGUUUAUUUGCCUGAGCUUUCGAACUCGAUCUAGAAUUCAUCAUCAGAGACUACUCGAGUGCAGCAAAUUGUGAACAUUUAUAUCAUUCAUCCUUACGGGGGGAGGAGGAGUACGUCCGUGGCUAGUUAGGGUUUGUGCCGCCUGGUCCACGAUGUUCCCCCGGCGUGGUGACGCCGUUUGUACUUCGCGACGGUGUGAGCUGCGCCAACCGGCUGCGCGGGCGGAGCGCGUGAUAACAAGCAGGCAAAUCGAUGUUCACAAUUAGAUGCACUCGAGUAGUCUCUGAUGAUGAACUCUAGUUCGAGUUCGAAAGCCCAGGCAAAUAAACCUACUGUCCCAGUGAUCGUGCCUUCGCCUUCUUUUAAACAAGAACCUGGGAUGCGCAUAUUCUGUUCCAUUCAUGCCAUGAUAUGUUUGCGGGCAACUAACCCUUUUAAAACCACAUUCUCUGUCCACUUUUCUUGGGCAGAAGAAAUGAAAGCUGAAGAGUGAGCCUCCCCUCCCAAAAAAAUUUCAACCCCAGAAUGCGUACGCCUUAGGAGUAAUAUAUGCACAUUUGUCUAGAGAAGAAUCCUCCAUGCUAUCUCCCCAAAUAUGCUCGACCUCAACUUCACGUUUCUGCUAGAGAGCAAACAAAUGAAAACUAUUGCACUGUUGGUCCCCAAAGUGGUUGAUAAUUGCAAGUCACGACCGCCAAUUGUGCGUCUGGGUUUUAUGCUGUCUAGUGGAUACAACAUUGAUCAGACUGUACGACAGUUAGCAAAGUUUAAUAACGACAAAACCUUCCCUUGCGCAGUCAUCUCUCCUCUCCCAUUUUUUUACUUUCGGAUUUAGAAGACACGCUUUGUCACGGAUUCCAGCAUCGUUUAACUCACAUCCUUACGGAAACCUCCCUUUAUGGGGGCGAGGAAUUUCGCUGUCGGAAAUGGUGAUGGCAUUAGAGAUAGGCGUGUGUGUGAUGGUGAUGAACGUGACGACGUUGCUUAUUGGGAGUGGUGGCGAUAUUGGAUUUGGCGUUUUGUGUUUUAAAUAGUUUAAUAGUUGUAAUAGUGUGUUUUUAAUAGUAAUGAUGAUGGCGGCGGCGGUGCUGCUAGCUGUCGUGAUCCUUUUUAAUCCAUAAAUGGCAAAAUGUCUCCUAUUCUCCUUAUCACAACUGUCAGGUUGAAGCAACAUUUCCCCGAAAUGAAUUUUAAGCAAGCUUGGACAGCAUAAUUUAUUGGAAACAGGGAAUUUCGUGAGGGCUUAUCAACUGCAGCCCGUCGUUGCAUAACGCAAAUAACAAGUGAGAAAGAUACAGGAGUUUGAACUUCGGCAGACAAAAAAUAAAUGUAAAACUGCACGUACACUAAUCUAUAAAAUGGUAACUUCAAAACGCAACAUUGAUUUUUUCUCUGUCGAAGUUCAAACUUCUGUACCUUUCUUCCUUGUUAUUUGUGUUAUGCAACGACAGGCUGCAGCUGAUAGGCCGUCGCGAAAUUUACUGGUUCCAAUAAAUUCUGCUGUCCAUGCUUGCUUUAAAUUGCUAGAUUAUUAGAGUUGCUUCCUGUCUAAACUAUUCACUCAACCCCUCCUGCCUGACAUCCGGAGUCCGACAAACAGAGUCCUAGUUAAGCAGACCCCUGGCUUUAAGGGUCAAGGAAAAUCCUGUCUUAAAUGUCCAAAGUUUUUGAUACUGAAAACUUGAUAAAAUUAAGUGAUGGCUGCAUAAACCUGCGCAUUUUCUGACAGUCCACUGUAGUAGAAAUUCAGAAAACGUCAUCGACAUCUUUUGCGCAGUCUCUUAGCUAUGAAAAAAUGACGAGAUUUCUAAAACCGGAUUUCUUCUUUUGCCGUCUUCAUUUGGUAGAACAACUUGUCAGUGAUCGGGAAUUGCGGACUUUUUACUUCCCACAGAAUUUCCUUUUUAAUUUCCUCAGAAAUAAAUCGCCAAUUUGGAGUAACUCGGGUUGUUUGAGGCUUGUAGGCUUUGACUGAAACUUGAUAUGAAUAUUUGGUCUGACGUUUAUCAGCUGCAGCGGAAUAACCGCGCAAUAUUUACAAAUUGUCAACAGGAAGCCGCAAGUAUACAAGUACGUAACUAUUUACCAUACUUGGGAGCAGAAGUACUAGCUAAAAGUACAGACACAUGUUUCGCCGCCAUGUUGCCGCUGCAUGACACGGCUACGGUUCAUCAAAGGGCCCCCCAAUAGUCCCCAUGUGCAUUCUCCUGGAUACUCCGGGGCCUUAAUUUCAAAUUGCUGUUUCUACCAUAAGGCACACGGGCGACGCUGGGGGACCCACUGAUCAGCCAAAUCCCUCGCAGCCGUGACAAGCAACGACAGCAUGUCAGCAAAACACGUGUCUGUACUUGUGUUCUUAAGUAUGGUAUAUCACACAAUAUAAGUGAACCUCGAAUGAGAUGAGGCAAUUUCAUGAAGGUGGACAGAUCACUUUCACCACUUUUUUGUUCAGCCUGUGCUUUACACUAUGUCCACCUCAGACAGCCGUCAUGAUCACGACCACGGUUGAGGUUAGGGAUGGAACCAGUGAAUGUGUAUAAUCGCUCAUUUGCAUUUUCCAAUCAAGAGAGUUUCUACUUCAGCCAUAAUCUGUCUUCUCGUUCACUGAAUUUGCAGGAUAGAUCUAUGAAGUCGUGAAACUGCCCUGGCUUUUGACUGAUACGUCAGUACGACGGUCGAAAAUUCCCCUUGUGUUCAGAAAUGUUCACAUAUCUAUGUGCUGAAUACAAUGAGGCCAUGAUUUCCCGAAGUCAUCCGCGUUGCAGCCAAUCCCGGAAUUGUGGGCUUCAUGUCGCCCAGAAUUAGUCAGCGAGAUUAGGGCUAGUUCAAAUAGAAUUUCCACCAGCAAAGAACAUUGCAGUGCUGGAGGAGAGUCAGAUCAAAUUCGAAAGCACUUUCUUGCGGAGUCGUAGAAAACUUCGGCAGCGGUAGAAAGUCUGCUGACUGAGCCUACUCAAAAUUUUUGAAAAUGUUGAAUAACGGACAGGAGAGAAUUGAUCGCAUGAGGAAAGGAGAUUAAUGGACGUCCCCAAGGCGUGUGCCAACUGCUUCUGCUUUUCAAGUUUCUAUUUCAAACAACAGGCAGCACAAGGUGAAGUUGCGAUGUCCGACGAUAUUAAAGUGGCAGUCACGAGAAUCCAAACGUUGCGCGGUUUCUCUGGAGAGAGAAAUCCUCCCGAGGCGAUCGACAAAAAUUGAGUCAGUUACUGCCUGACAUUACCACGGUUGAGUCAAAGCCGUGAAGAAGAAUUGCAGGAGAUUGUUAAUAUCGCAUAGUGCUUAAUUGAACCUGACGUUCCAGACUAUCUUCAUAGUUUCAUGACUGUCUCUCAGACAUUUUAACUGAUUUGGACCUUUUGAAAGGGCUGUUGCGACCAGGUCUUAUGACCAGCCUGGCAUCAUUGUUCCGGCCAGAUUUCACUUAAACAACCGCAGUGGGGAGGGUGCAGAGGAGCCACCAGAAAACAACCAAAAGAGACUCAGCUACCCUUCUUUAAGAGGAUGAAACAUAACGCGAGCAGUUGUCCAGCCCACCAAUGCCCACAGUUAUGAAGACGUAAGACUUCAAACCUGGAGUGUGUGUGGAAGAACCACAUACUCGUCGAUGGAUAAAAUUCUCGUGUCUGAAUAGGGGCUAAAUUUUGCUGAGAAAUGACAAGAAUUGUGGGGCAGACGACCUAGGUGGAGGUGGGUUUUCCACUAAACACCCUCUUGAUUUUGUUGGACCGUAGUGGGCAGAUGAACUAGCGGCGUCGAUGGAGCAGGGGACCGCGAAAAGUACCUAUUCAUGGGACGUGAGGUGACGGUUAAUGUACAGGGGACGACGGUUGGGAGUCAAACAGGUGAAGGACAAUUGUCAUCCCCUAUUGCAGGGAAACAUCGAGAGGAACAUUACACGGCUCCUUGUGGCAAGCGGGCUCUUGGUCUCUGUGUUGCCUUAUUUGGGAGGGUGCUUGAGGUGCGCGUUAACCGCGAUGGCUCCAGCCCCCAAAAUAACAUAUGUGUGUUUAUGAUGCGAUGGGCUAGACAUAUUUUGACCUCCCCCUUGGUCCGACACAGCAUGUCCAGACUUUGAUGUGCGGCAAUGGCAAGUUUCCCAGACCAAAGCAACGCAUUCGAGAGAAUGACCUUUACUACCUGUCCGUAAACAAUAGGCUGAAUUGCAAGCCGAGGCCACCAAGGAGGCUGAAUCAGUCUGAAGACCUGUCUGAAGCGACCGACCGACAUGAUGAAGACAGGCGGAGGCUAAGCGCAUCGGCGCCGCGAAAGCAAAACAAGAAUUACGAAAAUCUCAACUGCGUCCACCUCGCAACAUCAACACCCAACCGUCUCUAACGUUUCCACAGUGUCAGCGAACAUUUCGGGCGCCAACUGGACUUGUUCGACACCUUUAGACUAAGUGCAGCACUCGGAAUGCACCAACCAUCGUCUCUCCGCCCACGUCUCCCUCGCCUCCUAUGCCAUCAACUAAUUCUGACUGCCCUCCAGAACCGCCACUGCCAUCCAUCACCCUCCUCCUUCUCCUCCCCCUUUUCCUUCCCCACUACCUCAAAGUCUGCCGUUGUGGCGUCUGCCAUGCACAUCAACAUUACACACAAUCCUGACACCCCAACAAACACAAACAUCACCACCGUUGACACCAUUGCUGAGGACCUGGUCUAUGCCUGUCCUCAUGGUGACUGCCCCCUCACCUCACACGUCAACCUGGUCAGCCCCUUGCCAAUCCAUCGCACAGAGACUGGCGAGCCGGUGCCUGGAGCACCAACCUGCAUUCGCCGCACUUACCUCCACUGCCUACACUGCCUUCGCACAUUCAUGCACCGCAUGGACCUAUUCAACCACAUGCACAUAUAG
This is a messenger RNA of Spirometra erinaceieuropaei, 6421 nucleotides long. The record is from the annotation of a GenBank genome assembly. NCBI's taxonomy places the organism in Eukaryota, Metazoa, Platyhelminthes, Cestoda, Diphyllobothriidea, Diphyllobothriidae.